AUGCCGGCAAUAGAGAGCGGCGCGGAGUCGAGGCUGCUGCUGGUCUCAAAUCGGCUGCCCAUCACCAUCUCUCGCUCUAGCCAGGGCAAAUAUGAGUCCUCCAUGUCCUCGGGGGGUCUCGUGAGCGGUCUCAGCGGCCUGUCCAAGACAACGAAGUUUCAGUGGUACGGGUGGCCGGGCCUGGAGGUGCCGUUCGACGAGGUCGAUAUAUUCAAGAAGAAGCUGAAGGAGGACUAUAAUGCUGUUCCGGUAUUUAUCGACAACGAUCUGGCAGAUAGACACUACAACGGGUUCUCCAACUCGAUAUUAUGGCCUCUUUUCCACUACCACCCUGGAGAUAUCACCUUCGACGAGUCUGCGUGGGAGGCGUACCAGGAAGCAAACCGAUUGUUCGCCCAGGCAAUCGCAAGAGAUGUCAAGGACGGUGACCUGGUGUGGGUACAUGACUACCAUCUGAUGCUUCUACCUUCGAUGCUACGGGAAGAGAUUGGAGAUAGCAAGAAGGAUGUCAAGAUCGGCUUCUUCCUACAUACGCCGUUUCCAAGUAGCGAGAUAUAUCGAAUCUUGCCUGUCAGGAACGAGCUCUUGCUCGGGGUCCUUCACUGUGAUCUCAUAGGCUUCCAUACAUACGACUACGCCCGUCACUUCCUAAGUAGUUGUUCGCGAAUACUAGGUCUGCCAACCACACCUAACGGAGUAGAGUUCCUUGGGAAGAUUGUAACGGUCGGAGCAUUCCCAAUCGGUAUAGAUCCCGAAAAAUUCACAGAGGGACUAAAACGAGAAAAAGUACAGAAGCGGAUAGCUGCGCUUCAGCAAAAGUUUCAGGGUGUCAAGUUGAUGGUUGGCGUGGACAGACUAGACUACAUCAAGGGAGUGCCUCAGAAGCUUCAUGCUUUUGAAGUGUUUCUAACCGACCAUCCGGAGUGGAUUGGAAAGGUUGUACUGGUUCAAGUUGCUGUCCCAAGUAGGCAGGAUGUCGAGGAGUACCAGAACCUCAGAGCUGUCGUAAACGAGCUCGUAGGGCGGAUAAACGGGAGAUUUGGAACUGUCGAGUUUAUGCCAAUACACUUCUUGCAUAAAUCAGUCAACUUUGACGAGCUCAUUGCUUUAUAUGCUGUCUCUGAUGUGUGCAUCGUUUCCUCAACUAGAGAUGGAAUGAACCUUGUAUCAUAUGAAUACAUUGCUACUCAGCGGGAUCGCAAUGGCGUACUCAUUCUGUCAGAAUUUGCUGGCGCUGCCCAAAGCCUUAAUGGCAGCCUGAUAAUUAACCCCUGGAAUACCGAGGAGCUGGCUGCAGCUUACAAAGAAGCCGUCACCAUGAGCCCGGAGAAGCGGAAGCUGAACUAUACCAAGUUGGAGAGAUAUAUUAACAAGUACACCAGUGCAUUCUGGGGUCAUUCGUUUGUAUCGGAACUAACAAGGUUGCCUAACUGUGCUGAGAAGAAGGUCCAUUUCUCUCAGGCCACUAUAGAAGACAAUAACACCAUACAUAUGGUUCCGCACACAGAGCUACAGUGA
This is a messenger RNA of Trichophyton rubrum CBS 118892, 1518 nucleotides long. RefSeq names its product alpha,alpha-trehalose-phosphate synthase [UDP-forming]. Gene Ontology annotation, cellular component: cytosol; alpha,alpha-trehalose-phosphate synthase complex (UDP-forming). NCBI's taxonomy places the organism in Eukaryota, Fungi, Ascomycota, Eurotiomycetes, Onygenales, Arthrodermataceae. Bases 1 to 1518 code for a protein of 505 amino acids. Gene Ontology annotation, molecular function: alpha,alpha-trehalose-phosphate synthase (UDP-forming) activity. Gene Ontology annotation, biological process: trehalose biosynthetic process; cellular response to heat. The record is from RefSeq and is a predicted model, not a curated record. The transcript is spliced from 5 exons.